Molecule: messenger RNA, 1032 nt
Organism: Olea europaea var. sylvestris
Lineage: Eukaryota; Viridiplantae; Streptophyta; Magnoliopsida; Lamiales; Oleaceae
Exons: 6
Coding region: 125-712 (195 amino acids)
Source: RefSeq, a predicted model, not a curated record
AUGGGGCUGUCCAUAUAGCACGGCCCUAAAAAUCGACCACGAGGCGGCCUGACCCGGCACAUUUAACUCCCGUUCUAUAAUAUAGCGCAGAAAGAGAGAGCGAGCGAGCGAGCUUUGUGCAGUAAUGGCUUCGAUGGCUUCCUCCAGUGCCCAUUUCAUCCAUUGCAAAACCUACAACAAAGCUCACAAAGCUUCUCCUUUCGUUCGUAUCAAUAUUACAAAUGGGUCGCCAAAGGAGGAAGAAGAGGCCCCAAAACAGAACACCGACCAAAAGGGGCGCAGGGAAAUCAUAUUGAGGAGCAGUGAAAUUGCGGUUCUCGGAGCUGUUUUCCAUUUCAGUGGAACGAAGCCAAAUUACUUGGGAGUGCAGAAGAAUCCUCUUGGUCUAGCAUUAUGUCCGGCCACCAACAAUUGUGUUUCAACUUCUGAGAAUAUCAGUGAUCUUACCCACUAUGCCCCACCUUGGAACUACAAUCCCGAGGAGGGACGUGGAAGUGAAAAGCCUGUGAGUAAAGAAAAAGCAAUGGAGGAGCUUCUUGAAGUGUUCGUUGAUGAUGUUGAGUUUUGGUUUCCACCGGGCAAGAAAUCAAUCGUACAGUAUCGUUCAGCAUCACGUAUGGGGAAUUUCGACUUUGAUAUCAACAGAAAGAGAAUCAAAGUACUCAGAUUAGAACUAGAGAAGAAGGGAUGGGCAUCAGAAAACACCUUCUGACUAGGCGCAAGAGCAGCAUUCGAAUCAAGAGAUAUUCCCUUUCCCACGUUUUCAUGUCAUGUAUCUUGUUAUAUUGUACUUUGGUUUGGAUACUGAAUAAAUCAGAAUCCAUAAAAAGUUCCAAGAAUUAAUAUUUCAAAGCUUGCUCAUGUAUUUCAAGAAAUGCCAUUCAACACAGUCACUACAUGUAAACAUGAUCGAAGAUUCAAACACAAGCUAUAGGUGAUUGUUCAAAUAAAGAAAUGCAAGUCCCCAGAAAAAAAGUCAUGUCACGACAUUUUCAUUAAAGGAUGCAGACUGCUAGUCCGGGAGUUAAAUAA